Musca domestica (house fly) is the source of this 1553-nucleotide messenger RNA. Its product is annotated as serine protease snake. NCBI's taxonomy places the organism in Eukaryota, Metazoa, Arthropoda, Insecta, Diptera, Muscidae. Bases 206 to 1243 code for a protein of 345 amino acids. The record is from RefSeq and is a predicted model, not a curated record. The transcript has 4 exons. Gene Ontology annotation, biological process: proteolysis. Gene Ontology annotation, molecular function: serine-type endopeptidase activity.
CGGUUAAUCUGCUGUUCAGGCGCCAAGCUAAGCUUAUUUGUUGAAUUGUAAAUAGCGUAAACGCUAGUACGGAAAGAGAAUCCGUGGCGAUCGUUUCAGUAGGCUUCUGAAAAAGUUCAAUCAAUAAAAUUUAGAAAAAGAAAUAACAAAAAAACGACGCUCAAAUAGCGAAUGUUUGGAUUUUUCGUGCGGAACUAACUAAAACAUGAUUAGAUUGCUGUUGACAUUGAUUUUGAGCGCAAAUAUUUUGCAGUCAUGGAUUUUUGUGGAAUCUUCCGGAGAUGAAUGUUCUAUAAAUACAGAAUGCAAGUUGUUACGCCAGUGUCCGGAGAUAAUAAAGAAAUUUCGACAAUUGCGAAAUGUGCCUUACUGCAAGGUAGGUGAAGGCUCAGUUUAUGUCUGUUGCCCCGUACCGCCGCGGCCCUAUGUACCGAAAAAGGACGACGAUCAGCGUAUUGUUCGUGAAUGCAAAUCGUAUCAGAACAGUCGAAAAACUUGCGACAAAUCUCUGAUUGUUGGCGGGAAAAAUGCCGAUCCCAAGGAGUUUCCUUUCAUGGCGUUGUUGAUGUACGUCAAUGGAGCUCAGCGAACAAUUCUGUGUGGCGGAUCGUUGAUCAGUAAUCGAUAUGUGUUGACAGCUGCACAUUGUUUCUAUGUUCCCAAUGAACCAAAUAUAGUGCGUCUGGGGGAACUAGAUUACAACACAUCCGAAGACGAUGCUUCCCCGGUGGACUUUUCCCUCGACUCAUACCAUAUCCACGAAGAAUAUGAUGACGAUACCCGGUUCCAUGACAUUGCCGUUGUGAAGUUGAAUGCAACAGUCCAAUAUAAUGAUUAUAUUCUCCCGGCUUGUUUGCCGCUGGUUGAUGGACGUUCCUUUCCCCAGUUUUUGGCUACCGGCUUUGGUGCCGUCAAAAAUUUCGGCAAUUCGGCAAGUCAUUUGCAAAAAGUCAAGCUGGAUAACUUCAGUGAUGAGCUGUGCCAAUCGAAAAUCGAUAAGGCUGUUGUGUCCAUUAAUACAACGAUACAAAUGUGUGCCGGAUCGUUUUACUAUGAGCGCGAUACGUGUACGGGUGAUUCGGGUGGUCCUCUGUUUGUUGAUCAUCCGGAUUAUAAUUGUUUGUUUUUGGUCUUGGGUGUAACAUCGUAUGGUGAGGGUGGUUGUGCCAAUAAGGGCCUCCCCGCAUUCUAUACCCGAAUCCAAGUGUAUGUUAAGUGGAUUGAGAAAAUUGUUUGGCCAUGAAAUUGAAAAUGAAAUGCGAAAAUAAAGAAGUGGUGUCCAAAUGUUUAAUAAUUAAAAAAUCAUAUCCCUUGUUCCAGAACCUGCAAGAAUCUAAAAUUUUUGCAAUUUUUUUGGAUAUCAUAAAAAACAAGUAAAAUAGCUGUAAGUUCGGCCGGGCCGUACCCUCCAUCAUUUGGAACGAAUUUGGCAAUUCUCAAAAACAAUAAAAUCUGUUAAAAAUUCUGCUAAAAUCUUAAAAAUACCGAAUGUAGCUGUUAUUUUAGAGUCUAUACGACGGCAUGGACCUGCAUAGGUAACUUUUGUCGUAAGC